Benincasa hispida (wax gourd) is the source of this 2795-nucleotide messenger RNA. The record is from RefSeq and is a predicted model, not a curated record. Lineage: Eukaryota; Viridiplantae; Streptophyta; Magnoliopsida; Cucurbitales; Cucurbitaceae.
UGGAGACAGCCUUUUUUUGUGUGGGUUUUGAUUCUUCCUGGCUAAUCGUGGCUGCCAGCUUCACUUGAGCGUGGCUGUACAGAGUAUUAAAAAUUAGAUAAACGAGUAUUUACGAGUUUCACAGAAAGCGAGAGAGGGAGUGAGAUUGAUUGAGGAAAAGAGGGUGGUUGAUUUGAGGCUCUCAAUCCUGUUCAGGGCAGAGGGAGGCGAGGUUCGGAAAAGGAUGGAUUGGAGAUGGAGGGAGCUCAUCUCUCUCAUCAUUCUUUGCGUUCUAGGGUGGAAGCCUAGCUGCAUUCAAGGAACCACAGAUCCAACAGAUGACAUGGGUGUUUGAUUACUUAUUGCAUUCCUUAUUCACACUGCACGGUUGUGGAUGAAUUCUCAUUCUGAAUGGCCUGUCUACUAUUGCCCAUUUUGAUCUACAGCCUCUGCUUUAAGGGUUUUGUACACCAGUUUAAACUCUCCAUCUCAGUUAACCCAGUGGAACGCAAAUGGUGAUGAUCCUUGUGGACAAUCAUGGAAGGGGAUUACUUGCUCCGGCUCACGGGUUACGGAAAUAAAUUUAUCUGGCCUUGGACUCAGUGGAUCGCUUGGAUACCAGCUUGGAAGUAUGACAUCGGUAACCAACCUGUAAGGGAUGUGAGUAAUAACAAUCUUGGAGGCGAGAUUGUCUACAACCUUCCACCUAACCUGAAAAGACUAAAUCUUGGACGAAACAACUUCAAUAAAGGCAUCCCUUAUUCCAUUUCCUUGAUGACUUCUCUUCAAUACUUAAAUAUCAGUCAUAAUCAGCUUCAGGAACCACUGAAUGAUGUGUAUGGGCAGCUAACUUCCCUAUCCACAUUGGAUUUGUCUUUCAAUGCUAUGCCAGGCAACCUGCCUCAGAGUUUUAGCUCUCUUUCUGGCAUCAGCUCUAUGUAUUUGCAAAACAAUCAGUUCACCGGCACAAUUGAUGUUCUUGCAACUCUUCCUCUUGAUAACCUGAAUGUUGAAAAUAACCGUUUCACUGGAUGGAUCCCUGAACCACUGAAGAACAUCAACCUGCAGAAAAAUGGCAACAACUGGAACUCCGGUCCUGCACCCCCUCCUCCACCUGGUACACCCCCAGCCACCAGAAGACCCCGCAAUCGCAACUCAGGUGGCAGUCCAUCAAAUGGUGGUUCUAGUGAAGAUCAGAAAUCAGGAAUUAGUGGUGGUGCCAUUGCAGGAAUUAUCAUUUCUGUGCUCGUUGUUGGAGCUGUAGUAGCAUUCUUCCUCGUCAGGAGGAGAUCCAAGAGAUCAUCCACAGAUAUUGAAAAGCUCGACAAUCAACCCCUGCAACCUCUGAAAAUGACUGCAGCACAAGAAACAAAGUCGGAAGAGACUUCCUCCACAUUUUAUCCAACAUCAUUUGACACUUCUGCUACAAUUAAUCUCAAACCCCCACCUAUUGAUCGUCAUAAAUCAUUUGAUGAAGACGACUUCUCAAAACGAGCCGCAGUCAAGAAGGCUAGUGCUGCAGCUCCCAUUAAUGUAAAGUCAUAUUCAAUAGCAGACCUUCAAAUGGCUACAGGCAGCUUCAAUGUUGAAAAUCUUCUUGGUGAGGGAUCGUUUGGACGUGUAUAUCGGGCCGAGUUUGAUGACGGGAAGGUUCUUGCAGUGAAAAAAAUAAAUUCAUCUGCACUACCGAGGGAAUUAUCUGAAGAUUUCACUGACAUUGUUUCUAAAGUCUCUCAGUUACACCAUCCCAAUAUAACUGAACUCGUGGGUUAUUGCUUAGAGCAUGGGCAAUAUUUGCUUGUGUAUGAGUUCCACAAAAAUGGCUCGCUUUAUGACUUCUUACAUCUAUCAGAUGAAUACAACAAACCUCUGAUAUGGAAUUCACGUGUUAAGAUUGCUUUGGGAACAGCACGUGCGUUAGAGUAUCUUCAUGAAGCGUGCUCCCCAUCAAUUGUUCAUAGAAACGUCAAGUCUGCUAACAUAUUGCUGGAUGCCGAACUCAGCCCCCACCUUUCUGAUUCUGGACUGGAAAGCUUUGUACCAAAUGCAGAUCAGGCAGUGGAUGGGAGUGCAAGUUCAGGAUAUGCUGCCCCGGAGGUUACCAUGUCCGGUCAAUAUACUGUGAAAAGCGACGUCUACAGUUUUGGAGUAGUCAUGUUGGAACUGCUAACUGGACGUAAACCAUUCGAUAGUUCAAGGCCGAGGUUGGAGCAAUCUUUGGUUCGAUGGGCAACACCUCAGCUUCAUGACAUUGAUGCUUUGACCAAGAUGGUUGAUCCCGAACUCAAAGGUCUUUAUCCCGUUAAAUCUCUCUCCCGAUUUGCAGAUGUGAUUGCACUUUGUGUACAGACGGAACCUGAGUUCAGACCUCCAAUGUCAGAGGUGGUGGAAGCGUUGGUCCGUUUGGUGCAACGAGCAAACAUGAGUAAGAGAACAUAUGGAAACGAUAAUGCAACAUCUCCGAGAGGUGAAAUGGGUGGGGAGGACACGCCAUAAACAACAGAGACACGUUUGUAAGGCCAAAAUCUUACCUUCUUCUUGGUAAUUCUUUCUUAAUAUAGAAAGAGGAGGCGGAAACCAGGAAUUGCUAUCUAAUGGCGAUAAUAAUGUUUGUCUGUUAAUAUUACACGUUUGAUGUUUAGGUCUUCAUAUUCCAUAGGUUUUUUUUUAGUAUUUUGAUAGAAAUCAGUAAAAUACUCCCUUCAUUUUCAACAUACAUUUAUUCUGAAGAAAUAAUUGGCGGUGAUUACUGUAUGAACAUCUGUUGUAUUCUACUUGCUGUUUUUGAUUAUUAAUUUAUUAUUUAUUGUUUGAAA